AUGGCUCCUCAGUCAACUGCGGACGACAACAGCAGCCUCGCCAGCAACAAGGGCCAGUUCGGCCUCGAGUCUGGCCAGGCGCUCAUGGCCGAGGGCUCGGCCGUGCUGCACGAUCACAUCGUGGGCAAGAUGGAGGUCGCGCUGGGCAGCGAGCUCCCGCAGAUGGACGUGCGCUUCAAGAACCUGUCGCUCACGGCCGACAUCGUCGUGGUCGAGGACGACGGCUCCAAGAACGAGCUGCCCACGCUGCCCAACACCAUGAAGAAGGCGUUCGUGGGCCCCAAGAAGCGCACGGUCCGCAAGGAGAUCCUCAAGGACAUCAGCGGCGUCUUCCAGCCGGGCAAGCUCACGCUGCUGCUGGGCCAGCCGGGCUCCGGCAAGUCGGCGCUGAUGAAGAUCCUCAGCGGCCGCUUCCCCAUGGGCAAGAACAUCACGCUGGACGGUGACAUCACCUUCAACAGCGUCAAGCGCCAGCAGAUCAUCAAGACGCUACCCCAGUUCGCGGCCUACGUGAACCAGCGCGACAAGCACUUCCCCACCUUGACGGUCAAGGAGACGCUCGAGUUCGCGCACACCUUCUGCGGUGGCGAGAUCGCCCGCCGCGGUGAGGAGCUCUUCUCGAACGGCUCGCAGAAGGAGAACCUCGAGGCGCUCGAGCUGGCGAGCUCCGUGUUCAACAACUUCCCGGAGAUCGUCCUCCAGCAGCUCGGACUCAAGAUUUGCCAGGACACGAUCGUCGGUGACGCCAUGAUGCGCGGUAUCUCCGGUGGUGAGCGCAAGCGAGUCACGACUGGUGAGAUGGAGUUCGGCAUGAAGUACGCGUCUUUCAUGGACGAGAUCAGUACGGGUCUGGACAGCGCGGCCACCUUCGACAUCAUCACCACGCAGCGCAGCAUCGCGCAUCGCCUUCACAAGAACAUCGUGAUCGCGCUGUUGCAGCCGUCGCCCGAGGUUUUCGCUCUCUUCGACGACGUCAUGAUCCUGAAUGAUGGCGAGUUGAUGUACCACGGCCCGUGCGACCGAGUGCAGGGCUACUUCGACAGCUUGGGCUUCGAGUGCCCCGUGGGCCGCGACAUUGCCGACUAUCUGCUGGACUUGGGAACGCAGGAGCAGUACCGCUACCAGACGCGGGAGGCUCCGCGUGGUGGCAAGCACCCGCGCUCGCCCAAGGAGUUCGCCGACACUUUCAAGCAGUCGGACAUCCACUUCGACAUGCUCAAGGCGCUGGACACCCCUCACGACCCGAAGCUGCUGGCCACUAUCCAGAAGCACAUGGAGCCCACGCCGGAGUUCCACCAGGGCUUCUUCGAGAGCACCAUGACGCUGUUCCGUCGCCAGCUCAUGAUCACCUACCGCAACAAGCCGUUCGUCUUCGGUCGUCUGCUGAUGAUUGGUGUCAUGGGUCUUCUGUACUGUUCGACUUUCUACAAGUUCGACCCGACGCAGGUGUCGGUGGUCAUGGGUGUCAUCUUCUCGUCGAUCAUGUUCCUGUCCAUGGGCCAGUCGUCCCAGAUCCCCACGUACCUCGCCGAGCGUGACAUCUUCUACAAGCAGCGCGGUGCCAACUUCUACCGCACGGCCUCUUACGUGCUGGCCCAGUCCGUGGGUCAGAUCCCGUUGGCGAUCGCAGAAACGCUCAUCUUCGGCUCAUUGGUGUACUGGGUCUGUAGCUUCGAAGCAGACUUCUGGCGGUUCAUCAUCUUCCUGAUCAUCCUGCUGGUGAUGAACCUGGCCAUGGGAAUGUGGUUCUUCUUCUUGGCGGCCAUUUGUCCGAACGGCAACAUCGCGUCCCCUGUCAGCCAGGUUUCCAUCCUGGUGAUGGUUAUCUUCGCUGGCUUCAUAGUGACGGCCGGCACGCUUCCAGACUGGUUAAUUUGGUUGCAUUGGAUCAGUCCGAUGUCGUGGGCUCUGCGCGCGCUGUCGAUCAACCAGUACCGCGCAGCGAGCUUCAACGUGUGCGUCUACGGCGGAGUUGACUACUGCGCCGAGUACAACGGCCUGACCAUGGGCGAGUACUACCUGCAGAUGUUUGAUAUCCAGACGGACACGGCUUGGGUCGCUUACGGAGUCAUCUACGCGGUGGCAGUGUACGUGGUCUUCAUGUUCCUGUCGUUCAUCACUCUCGAGUACGUUCGCUACGAAGCCCCGGAGAACGUGGAUGUGUCGGAGGCUCAGGCUGACGAUGACACGUACGCUCUGCUCGAGACACCGAAGAACAAGAAGGGCUCAGUGGGCGGUGAAGUCAUCCUUGACCUUCCGCACAAGCACGAGAAGAACUUCGUUCCAGUGACGGUGGCGUUCCGGGACCUGCACUACUUCGUGCCGAACCCGAAGAACCCGAAGGAGCAGCUCGAACUGCUCAAGGGCAUUGAUGGAUACGCUCUUCCUGGCUCCGUGACUGCGCUCAUGGGCUCCUCCGGUGCUGGUAAGACGACGCUGAUGGAUGUGAUCGCUGGACGCAAGACCGGUGGCAAGAUCACGGGUAAGAUUCUGCUGAACGGCUACGAGGCGACCGACCUCGCCAUCCGUCGUAGUACCGGCUACUGUGAGCAGAUGGACAUCCACUCCGAGGCCGCUACAAUUCGCGAGGCCUUGACUUUCAGCUCGUUCCUGCGCCAGGACACCUCGAUCUCAGACGAGAAGAAGAUUGAUUCGGUGAACGAGUGCAUCGAGCUGCUCGGACUGGAAGACAUUGCCGACCAGAUCAUCCGUGGCAGUUCGGUGGAGCAGAUGAAGCGCCUGACGAUCGGUGUGGAGCUUGCUGCGCAGCCUAGUGUGAUUUUCCUGGACGAGCCGACGAGUGGCCUGGACGCGCGUUCGGCCAAGAUCAUCAUGGACGGUGUUCGUAAGGUGGCCGACUCGGGUCGUACCAUUAUCUGUACCAUUCACCAGCCCUCGGCUGAGGUGUUCUACCUGUUCGACAGCCUUCUGUUGCUGAAGCGUGGUGGUGAGACGGUGUUCUACGGUGACUUGGGCGAGAACUGCCGCAAUUUGAUCGACUACUUUGAGAACAUCCCUGGUGUGGCCCCGCUUCCGAAGGGCUACAACCCGGCCACUUGGAUGCUGGAGUGUAUCGGUGCCGGUGUAAGCAACUCGGUGGCGGACAACAUGGACUUCGUGAGCUACUUCAAGAACAGCCCGUACUGCGCGAAGCUUCAGGCGGAUUUGGCCAAGGAAGGUGUGACGACGCCGUCGGCCGAGUACCCGGAGCUGGUGUUCGGCAAGAAGCGCGCGGCCAGCUCGGCGACGCAGAUGAAGUUCCUGGUCCAGCGCUUCUACGACAUGUACUGGCGCACGCCGUCGUACAACUUGACCCGGCUGGUGAUAUCGGUCUUCUUAUCGCUCCUCUUUGGCGUUAUCUUCGUGGGCGUAGACUACGCGUCAUACACUGGUCUGAACUCGGGUGUUGGCAUGGUCUUCAUGGCCUCGCUGUUCAACUCGAUGGUGUCGUUCCAGAGCGUGCUGCCGCUGGCCUCGGAGGAGCGCGCCUCUUUUUACAGGGAGCGCGCGAGUCAAACGUAUAAUGCGUUCUGGUACUUCGUGGGCUCGACGCUCGUGGAGAUCCCGUACUGCUUCCUCAGCGCUCUGAUCUUCACGGUCAUCUACUUCCCCAUGGUGGGCUUCUCCGGCUUCGCGAACGGUGUAUUGUUCUGGCUGAACCUGGCGCUGCUGAUCUUGAUGCAGACGUACUUCGGCCAGUUUUUCUCGUACGCGCUGCCCAGCGAGGAGGUCGCGGCCAUCAUCGGCGUGCUCAUCAACUCAAUUUGCUUCUUGUUCAUGGGCUUCAGUCCCCCGGCCUACGCCAUCCCGUCGGGCUACAAGUGGCUGUACACCAUCGUCCCCCACCGGUUCGCGCUGUCCAACCUCGUGUCCAUCGUCUUCGGCCAGUGCUCGGACAUGCCCACGUGGGAUGAGGCUUCUCAGUCGUACUCGAACGGCGGCUCGGAGCUGGGCUGCCAGCCGAUGGCCAACUCGCCGGUGACCGUGGGCCACAUCACGCUGAAGGAGUACGCGGAGCAGUACUUCGGCAUGGACUACGGCGACCUCUGGAGGAACUUCGGCAUCGUCAUCGCCUGGAUUGUUUGCUUCCGUCUCCUUGGCCUGCUGUCGCUGCGCUACGUGAACCACCAGAAGAGAUAG
Molecule: messenger RNA, 4140 nt
Organism: Phytophthora sojae
Lineage: Eukaryota; Oomycota; Peronosporomycetes; Peronosporales; Peronosporaceae
Exons: 1
Coding region: 1-4140 (1379 amino acids)
Biological process (GO): transmembrane transport
Cellular component (GO): membrane
Molecular function (GO): ATP hydrolysis activity; ATP binding; ABC-type transporter activity
Source: RefSeq, a predicted model, not a curated record